Solea senegalensis (Senegalese sole) is the source of this 2361-nucleotide messenger RNA. RefSeq names its product melanocortin 2 receptor (gene mc2r). Gene Ontology annotation, biological process: G protein-coupled receptor signaling pathway. The transcript is spliced from 3 exons. The record is from RefSeq and is a predicted model, not a curated record. The coding region runs from base 1296 to 2201 and encodes 301 amino acids. Lineage: Eukaryota; Metazoa; Chordata; Actinopteri; Pleuronectiformes; Soleidae. Gene Ontology annotation, molecular function: melanocortin receptor activity. Gene Ontology annotation, cellular component: membrane.
CUGAGAGUUGUUGAAUGUGGGGUCUUAUUUACCAAAAAGAGACCAGUAAGCUCUACUCCCAUAUUUACUUUCAUUAAUAAAAUACAGUAUAUGUGUCCAAACAGAGAGAAAAUAACAAGAACGGUGCAGAGAGGGUCGGUGCACGGACCGUCCAUGUGUGUGAUACCAUUAAUGGUCAUGCUGACAAACAAGAAAAACACAGAAAGGGGCUAAAAAACAAGCACCACAGCCUUGGUGAGGCAGCCUUUCAAGGCUACAACAACAGCGUUACCCCCUUCCCUCCUACAUGAACACUCACAAACCUAAAAACCUUUUGGAGGACAGGUUCAUUUCAGCUCUUACAUCAGUACUCUUUGUUCAGACCAACAAAAUGAAUGAUGAAAAAGACUAAUCAUCUCCUAAAAGGCCUCUAAACAGGAAGGUUGUCUCUGCAGCUGGCAGCAAAGGAAGGAGCAAAGUAAAGCAUCAAUCACUGAAGUGGACAAGGCCGGAUCGAACCAAUUCAAAAGAUCAGCACUUAAAACUGCUGCAGUCCAACCCCACCCGCUGUCUGACAGAAACACAGAAAACACAUUUCUCUUGUGAAUUAACGGGAGACGCAGACACCGUCACGUGACUGGAGACCAUGACUGAGCUGUAGCAGGAGACAGGACACACAGAAACUUUUCUUUUACCUGAAAUUUGAGAUUCACUGAUGCAUUACUCGAGGGGAGAAAGUCACACAGUAUCAGCUGAGAACUUCACCACCACCAGUUCAUGUCCUCAUGAACGUCUGCUGUUCAUUGCUUGUUAUUGCACUGGAGUACACUAGAUGCAGUGUUAAAUUUGGAUUAUUUUUGAGUCUUUUGACUAACCCACUCAUUAGUUUCAGUCAGUGAUAGUUUAGCAGCUGCUUUGAUUUUGUUAUUUUGUUAUUCUGUAAUGUGAGCCUGAGGCUUUUUGUUUGACAAAAGAAAGAUCUUUUCCUGACAAUACAUCCAUUUAUUGACAAAAGUAAAAUCAGCUCUACAUGACUUGAUAUACAGUAGCAAAACCACUUCCCCAGUGUUAAUGUCAUAGUAUUUUUACUUUUUAUAUGUUUUUUUUCUUACUUUCUGGUUUUCGUUGACAAACACUGAGAAGAAAGUCACAGACAUUUCAAGUUACAUGAUUGAGGCUGAAUCUUGAGCAUGGACCCAGUGAAGUGAGGAUGAGACAAUAAAAUCAACUGGUUCCCAGACAUCCUGUGAACUUCAGAGGACAAGAGGACAUUGGUGUCCAGUCACUUUUAAUUUUUAAUCAGCUGUUUAAUCAGAAUGAUGAACACGACCUCAGUGGCCCACUCUGACUGCCCCGAAGUCAAAAUCCCUGCCAGUCUCUUCACCACCAUCGGAUUAAUCAGCCUGGCUGAGAACUUCCUGGUGGUCUUGGCUGUCAUACGGAACCGAAACCUUCACUCUCCCAUGUACUGCUUCAUCUGCAGUCUGGCAGCCUUCAACACCAUUGCCAGCGUCACCAAAACCUGCGAGACUAUCAUGAUUGCAAUUGCCGACGGGGGCACGCUGGAGAAGAAGGGUUCCUCUGAGACCAAGCUGGACGACAUCAUAGACUCCCUGCUGUGCAUGUCCUUUGUUGGCUCCAUCUCCAGUUUCCUGGCCAUUGCUGUGGACCGUUACAUCACCAUCUUCCACGCACUGCGGUAUCACAACAUCAUGACAAUGAGGCGCACCAGGGCCAUCUUGGCUGUCAUCUGGACAACAUGCGGGGUGUCAGCUGUGCUCAUGGUGAGGUUCUUUGAUUCCAAGUUCAUCAUGAUCUGCUUUGUCAUCUUCUUCGUCCUCUCCUUGGCGAUCAUCUGCUUUCUCUACGCCUUCAUGUUCAUGCUGGCUCGCAUCCACGCUCGCAAGAUCGCAGCUUUGCCCACAACUGCCGGGUGGAAGUGUCGUUGGCGGGGGCGCAGCAUGAGAGGGGCUCUGACUCUCACCAUCCUGGUUGGGACGUUCAUGGUGUGUUGGGCUCCGUUUUUCCUCCACCUCAUCAUCAUCAUGGUGUGCCCCACAAACCCAUACUGUGAGUGUUACCGAUCGCUGUUCCAGCUGCACAUGGUGCUGAUGAUGUGCCACGCCCUGAUCGACCCAGCCAUCUACGCCUUCCGCAGUGCAGAGCUCAGACAAACUUUCAGGAGGAUGCUGCUCUGUUCAAACUGGAUGCAGUGCUCAUAGACUGGAGCCCAAACCACAUUUGUAAGCAUAUCUGAUCAGAAUCUUAUAUAUUUCAAGUGAUCAGAUCUGAUCUGCAUGUGUCCAUAUUGACAGUGUCUAGUCUAAUCUAUUUGUAAAUUUACAGGCCACGCCCCAGUAAAACAAGUUAGUCUUACCUUCA